GAAGAAGAAAAGGAGAAUAGAGGAGCUGACUGAGAAGUUAGUGAUGAAAUGCUAAGAGCUGGCUGCAGAAUGGCACUGGAUGUCGGCAGCAGUGGAGACUGGGAUGGGCGAUGGCGUCAUGUACAGAAGUUUCUGGAGAGAUCUGGGCCCUUUACACAUCCUGACUUUGAACCAAGUGAGGAGACGCUCCAGUUUUUGUUGGAGACAUGCAAAAUUCUUGUCAUCGGAGCAGGAGGUCUUGGAUGUGAGCUGCUAAAAAACCUGGCACUGUCAGGGUUUCGUCAUAUCCAUGUCGUAGACAUGGACACUAUUGACGUGUCCAAUCUGAACCGGCAAUUCCUCUUCAGGUCUAAAGAUGUUGGGCACCCCAAGGCAGAGGUGGCAGCUGACUUCAUAAACAGUCGAGUUCCCGGAUGUCAUGUUGUACCGCACUUCAAGAAAAUUCAAGAGUUUGAUGAAUCCUUUUACAGACAAUUCCACAUAAUUGUGUGUGGGCUGGAUUCCAUCAUUGCUCGUCGCUGGAUGAAUGGAAUGCUGUUGUCACUGCUAGUUUAUGACGAUGGGGUUUUGGAUCCUAGCUCCAUCAUCCCACUGAUUGAUGGAGGUACAGAAGGCUUUAAGGGGAAUGCGAGGGUCAUCCUGCCUGGAAUGACUGCUUGUAUAGAUUGCACACUGGAGCUGUACCCUCCACAGAUUAAUUUUCCCAUGUGCACUAUUGCAUCAAUGCCGCGGCUGCCUGAACAUUGCAUUGAGUAUGCAAGGAUACUACAGUGGCCCAAAGAGAAGCCAUUUGGAGAUGGUGUAGCUCUGGAUGGUGAUAACCCAGAACACAUUCAUUGGGUGUUCCAGAAGUCCCUCGAGAGAGCAGCUGAAUUCAACAUCAUUGGGGUCACUUACAGACUCACUCAAGGAGUGGUCAAACGUAUCAUCCCAGCUGUGGCGUCCACCAAUGCAGUCAUCGCUGCUGCUUGUGCUACAGAGGUUUUUAAGAUUGCUACAAGUGCUUAUGUUCCUUUGAAUAAUUAUUUGGUGUUUAAUGAUGUGGAUGGACUUUAUACUUACACCUUUGAAGCCGAGCGAAAGGAGAAUUGCUCAGCAUGUAGCCAGGUUCCCCAGAAACUACAAUUCCCACCGUCGGCUAAACUACAGGAAGUACUGGAGUAUUUGACUGAAAAUGCCUCUCUACAAAUGAAAUCUCCUGCUAUUACUGCGACUCUUGAAGGCAAAAAUAAAACUCUCUACUUACAGACAGUUGCUUCAAUUGAAGAAAAAACGAGGCCUAAUCUCUGCAAAACUUUGAAAGAGCUGGGAUUGGCUGAUGGGCAGGAAUUGGCAGUGGCUGAUGUUACCACCCCUCAAACAGUCCUGUUCAAGCUGAACUUCACAUCCUAAACACAGUGUUGAACCCCUUUAGAUGAACCCCUUAGAUGAAUACUGCAGCAAAAGCUCUCAACAUUUACUAGUGACUGCUUAUCACUUACAAAAAGAUAAAUAUUAGCUAUAAUUCAUAUUUAAGUAUAAAUUUUAUUGUAAUGUAAAUAAGGCACUUUGCUGAUUCUGGAUACACUUGUAAUAUUUUGGUUCUGUGUAUUUAUCCAGUCACGCAGAAAGCUCCUUUUUAUUUUAGGUUUCUCACUUCAAAACUUAUGCUUUUGUUUUACUAACCAAAUAUAUAAAAUAUGAGGCUGAAGAAGACAUUUGUCAGCGCAUACAGUAUUCUGCUCUGGUGGUAAAGAUUUGUUUGAACACUGACAACAAUGCUAGUCUGUUUUUAUCAGAAGCUGGUUUUGUUUAUCUGAUCAAAUGUGUAUAUAUCAAUAAUCACUUGUAUGUCAGUAAACAAGCUCUGUAAAAAUAAAACUUAAAAGUUCUUGAAUGCUUUCACAA
Messenger RNA from Electrophorus electricus (electric eel), 1887 nucleotides. It is a transcript of the gene uba3, whose product is annotated as ubiquitin-like modifier activating enzyme 3. The record is from RefSeq and is a predicted model, not a curated record. Lineage: Eukaryota; Metazoa; Chordata; Actinopteri; Gymnotiformes; Gymnotidae. Gene Ontology annotation, biological process: protein neddylation. Gene Ontology annotation, molecular function: NEDD8 activating enzyme activity. Gene Ontology annotation, cellular component: nucleus; cytoplasm.